CCUCCUCCUCCUCCUCAUUACACACAACCCAAAGCAAAUAAAUCCCCCUCCACCCCCCCUUCCCACAUCCAACAUCCAAAACAACAUCACUCCAUUAAAAUACCCACCAAAACCAUAUAAUACCCAAAACAGAGGGAAACAAAUGGUAAUGGCCUCUUUACAACCUCUAGUAGUGGUGGCUGUGGUAGCGGCGGUGCUACUACACCUUUUCUUCCAACAUCUGAAAGUCGGAGAAGUCAUUGAGAGUACCAAAAUCCCAAAUGAAUAUCAUGAAGAAGUAGUCUCUGAAAACAGUGAUGGUGGUGGAGAGAAGAAGUGGAAGCUGAAGCUACUUCACAGAGAUAAACUAUCAGUUGGAGUUAGUUCAUCAUCCACCAAUUAUCAUCACCGUUUCAACCAGCGCAUCCAAAGAGAUGUUAAAAGGGUUGCUGGCCUGAUUCGCCGCCUCACUAGUGGUGGCGGCGGCGGCAAAGCUAGUUAUGAGGUGGCAGAUUUCGGGUCGGACGUGGUUUCGGGUAUGGAGCAAGGGAGUGGAGAAUACUUUGUUAGGAUUGGUGUUGGGAGUCCUCCAAGGAACCAAUACAUGGUUAUUGACUCCGGAAGCGACAUCGUUUGGGUUCAGUGCCAACCCUGUAACCAGUGUUACCGACAGUCCGACCCGGUUUUUGACCCGUCAAACUCCGCUUCGUUUACUGGGGUGUCCUGCAGCUCUGCCGUCUGUGACCGCCUGGAGAAUGCGGGUUGUCAUGCGGGUCGGUGCAGGUAUGAGGUCUUAUACGGGGACGGGUCGUAUACAAAGGGGACCCUAGCCCUCGAAACUCUGACAUUCGGGCCCACCACAGUGCGCAACGUGGCAAUCGGGUGUGGGCACAGGAACCAGGGCAUGUUUGUCGGGGCUGCCGGGUUGCUGGGGCUUGGAGGUGGAUCCAUGUCAUUUGUGGGUCAGCUUGGUGGGCAGACGGGUGAUGCAUUCACUUACUGUCUAGUAAGUCGAGGCACAAGAUCAACCGGGUCACUUGAGUUUGGGUGGGUAGCAUUGCCCGUGGGUGCUGCAUGGGUACCGUUGCUUCGCAACCCACGGGCCCAAAGCUUCUACUAUAUCGGGCUUGCGGGGCUUGGGGUUGGAGGGAUGCGGGUCCCCAUACCGGAAGAUGUUUUCCGGUUAACGGAAUUGGGGGAUGGGGGGGUUGUUAUGGACAGUGGGACAGCCGUGACCAGGCUUCCGAUGGCGGCAUACGUGGCAUUUCGUGAUGCGUUCAUCACUCAAACUGCGAGCCUACCUCGGUCGUCAGGAGUAUCGAUAUUCGACACGUGUUAUGAUCUGAAUGGGUUUGUGUCGGUUCGGGUACCAACCGUAUCGUUUUACUUCUCAGGAGGACCCAUCUUGACGCUGCCAGCACGGAACUUCUUGAUACCAGUGAAUGAAAUGGGAACAUUCUGUUUUGCAUUUGCAGCAUCAGCAUCAGGACUAUCCAUAAUAGGCAAUAUACAGCAAGAGGGAAUCCAGAUUUCAUUUGAUGGGGCAAAUGGUUUUGUGGGAUUUGGACCCAACGUCUGCUAGCUACAUUUUUUCUACUUAAUUUUGCUACCCAUCACUUCACAGUUAAUAAUACUCUCUCAUCUUUUCUUUUUUUUUUCUCUCUCUCUCUCUCUAUUUAUGUCUAUAUCUAUAUCUAUAUAUAUUAUAUUUGUUUUGUAUUAAUAUAGUAUUAGUGUAUUGUAUUGUAUUGAGUUUUACUAUUGAUUGUGUUUAAGGAAAGGUCAUCCAGGUACUGUCCUGUCCCAGUUGAUGAUUAGGUCAAAGUUGUAUUUUGUGUCCUCCUUUGAAAGAGGAAGGGUAUGUAAUAACAACAUAUUAUAUUAAACCAACUUUCUAUGAUGA
Molecule: messenger RNA, 1882 nt
Organism: Camellia sinensis
Lineage: Eukaryota; Viridiplantae; Streptophyta; Magnoliopsida; Ericales; Theaceae
Product: protein ASPARTIC PROTEASE IN GUARD CELL 2
Biological process (GO): proteolysis
Molecular function (GO): aspartic-type endopeptidase activity
Source: RefSeq, a predicted model, not a curated record